Messenger RNA from Durusdinium trenchii, 978 nucleotides. Lineage: Eukaryota; Dinophyceae; Suessiales; Symbiodiniaceae. The record is from the annotation of a GenBank genome assembly.
AUACAACUAUUCGGCCCAACACGCGGAUAGAGGGCCAUGUCCUAUUUGGUUCCGCGAGACAAGAAGGACGACAACGCACCAAGCCAGAGUCAGGAGGCUGAAGACGAUCCUGUGUUCGAUCAAACGCCGGUGAAGGUGGCAUGUCCUCACUGUCGAGUGCAGAUCAUCACCUUCAUUGAGCAUGAGAGCAGCUGGGUCACCUUGGCGGUUUGUAUUGUGUUGUUUUUGGUGCUCAAUUGGGCAGCGAUUUGCAUAGUGCCCCUAGUCUACCCGCUUUUCAAGGACGUGGUGCAUCAUUGUCCACGCUGCCUCCGCGUGCUAGCAACUCGCUCACGCGUGAUGCUGCCAAAGAUCAGUGAUGAGGUCAUGUCCUUCCGCGUUGGGAGUUGUGCGUGCGUGCUUGCUCGAAAGUAUGUCUUCGCAUUGCUGGCGAUGACCUCUCUCAUCGGCGGCAUACAUUGGGUGAGGAGAGGUGGCGCACCUGCUACUGGAAUCGAUGCGGCAGUGCAAAGUGAAGUGGUCGAUUUACGAUGGGAGGACUUCCUAAAGGAUUGUGGGUACAAGACGUACCUGGGAAAUCCCAUACAUGUCACUGUGGCCUUCAACGAGAAAUUCAAGAACAAAACAAUGCAGUGGCAAGGCAAACUGCACCGCGUUGAAGAGGGAUUCAGCUUCUUCGGCUUCUCUCAGCCCAAUGCAGUUUUCGUGGACAUGGAUCCGCCUCAGCCUCUUCCUAUGAAACGCGAAUCUGCAGAUUUGGUGCUGUUCUACAAAGAAAAUGCAGAGCUAAUCUCUAAAAUGAGAAAGGUGAAGCGAGGACACAAAUUCGACUUCACUGCCACCAUGCUGGAGGUGGGCAGACGUGGUCAACCUCAUGUCAUGGCGCUGUGGGAUGCUGUGCCCAGGCUAUCUGAGAGCUCGGAUGGAAAUGCCUCGCAACCUGCCAUUCGGUAACGCCCAAGACCACUGACCAGCCAA